Messenger RNA from Polistes dominula (European paper wasp), 3061 nucleotides. Its product is annotated as Dihydrouridine synthase 1. Gene Ontology annotation, biological process: tRNA processing. The record is from RefSeq and is a predicted model, not a curated record. NCBI's taxonomy places the organism in Eukaryota, Metazoa, Arthropoda, Insecta, Hymenoptera, Vespidae. Gene Ontology annotation, molecular function: palmitoyltransferase activity; tRNA dihydrouridine synthase activity; flavin adenine dinucleotide binding.
AAUGAAAGAAAAGGGUUGGAAGGGGAAGGGAAAGAAAAGAAAGGUAGGAAAGAAACGUUUAGGGGCGUUUGGGGAAGAUAGAGACGCAUUUGGACGCAACCCAGACGCAUUCGAAAUGGCUGAAAGAGCGCUUGCGCCUUCGGAGAUAUUGGGGUGGCGUAGUUGACUACCUCGGGAGUUCUCGGUAGACGGUACGAGGAUGGCUGUCGCCUUCGGCGACAAACGCGAUGAGAAACUGGCCAAACACGGCGAGCGGUAUAAUAUCGCGUUGGUGCUGGGUAGAGGAGAUCCCCAUAGCGCCAGAACGUCGAAGGUUUCGACGUAUACACGGUCUCCAAUUACCUUUGCACCCACAACAAGUAGCUGGGUGGGUGAUAUCACUGUUCAUCGGUAGCGGCACCUUCGCUGUGUCAACGCCUUUGCUCGAACCAUUCGGGCUGCGUUCUCUUCUUUCGAUUUCCCUGGCCACCAUCUUCCUCGUUCACUUGCUCUUCCAUCUAGCCGUGCUUCUUCUUGAUCCGGCUGAUCCUAGAGUAAGAGCAAGACCGACGAAUCUAGUAGUGCCUGAAUUUGAUCGUAAAAAACAUCCUCACGUUAUCGAGAACGGCCGGUGUCAUCUUUGCAACAUAACGACAAACGGUGACAGAACGAAACAUUGUUCGAUCUGCAACAAGUGCGUCGUACGAUUUGAUCAUCACUGCAAGUGGUUGAACAAUUGUAUAGGGGCUAGAAACUAUCCUUUAUUUUUGGCUUGCCUGAUAUCGGCUAUAUUGGCUUCUCUCUCUGUAGUAGCCUUGUCCAUCGCCGAGUUAUUUCUCUUCAACGUCCAUCGAGACGUUCGCCGCUCGAAUGCGACGAUGGAGAACGCUACUAAUUUACCUUCGACCAUUUUUCCGAUACAACAACCACCCGGUACCGGCACGCUUCUCGUCAUCCUGACGAUAGGCAUACUAUCGGCAAUAGCAGCCAUUCUAUUGAUACAUUUAUGUUUCUUCCAUGGUUACAUAGCCUGCCUCGGCUUGACUACCUACGAGUACGUCAAAAAUAAAAGGGAAAGAAAAUUGGAGGCAGGUAAAACGAACUUAACAACGAACGUUACAACCUGUCCCUCUUUUUGCGCCAGAGUCAAUGUACCCGCAAGAUAUCGUUUCUGUGAUUCACGCGUAGACGCCUCGAUGGAGGUUGUCUCACGCGAAAGAAAUGGUACGAAGGAAUACUCGGAAUAUGGUAUCGAUCGACCGGAAGACGUGCCUUCGGGCCGAGAUCGAAAGAAUAACUUUCGUCUCUGCUUCACUUACGAGACCAAUUCUAAUGGUGCUUCGAUCGAACUAUCCUCUCGAUCGACUAUUGACGAGAAUAACGAUGACAAGCAUCGCAAUAAUUCUUCUUCUUGGACCGGGAAUGUUGCAGUUGCCGUUGCUGAGUCACCAGAUUUCAAAUCGUCUACUCCUUCACCUGUCUCUUGCUGUUUCUCCAUUGUAAAUCCGAUCUCUUCGGCGAGACUCGAACGUAAUAAGCAGCCUCGAUCGAGAAAAUGUCGCAAGGAUAGUACAGAUAGUAUUGCUGGUACUAGUGCCCCUAAAGAAAGGCGAACUUGUGGUACGAUCGGAAGAAUAAGAACCUUUCUUCGUACGCGUUUCAGAAAAAAUGCUCGUCAACGAUCCAUUAAUGCGGAAAGUGCGGAUAGAACGAAAAGAAGAAACAGAGUAGCACCUUCUGUCGAUCGAGAAGAAGGAAACGUGACUGAAACGAGCGUGUCAACUUUCGAAAAUCAACUAGAAAAUAGAAACGAGACGAGAGAGGAACCAUCUUCAGUAUCCUUAUCACGUCCUUCUAAUAAAUUACCCCCUUUGGAUUUAAGAACAGCCAGAAUUUCGUCGAUCGACGACAUUGUUCCUGAUGAAAUCGGUCCAGAUUUAAUUCCUGUGCCUCCUCCUUCUACAGUAACGGCAAUUGUGGCAUCACCAACGGUAAUACCACCCCCGAUUAGAACUAUUCCAUCUCUCUCUAAAAGAAAUAAUCAUCAAUCUCAUCUUCGAGCUCGAAGAUCAUCUCUUCGAAAAAGGCCGAGAUUCAAGAUGGGUCCUCGGCUUGCUCAAUCUGCUCAAUUAUCGCCCAUUCCGGAAUCGGAAUUCUCGAAACCAGCUUCUCCACGUUCUCCACCUCAACCAAACCAUUUUGCCUUUCCACCGUUACAAAAUUAAUCGAUGUAUACACAUGAAUAGGGAUAACAAGAAGAAAUGGAAGAACAUUUGUAGACAUUUCAAUUGAAAUAUCAUCAAAGACAGAGUGUAAUCUGAUGAUUCGUUUUCACGUUUGUUAGCAGAAAGAAAUGUUGUUUGUUAUUUCAGAAAUUUGAUAAUGGAUGAUAGUAUUGUACUCGAUAAAAAAAAACACUCGAUUUUCUUUCGACAAUUUCUUUAGGGAAACUAAUAGUACAGAGAAAUAGAAAUGGAGAUAGAGAAAGAGAGAAAUUUGUUCGUCCUCACAAAUCGAUCUGCGAUAUCACACGCUUACAAUUAGAAUUUUUCGAUAAUAUGCGCUCACACAUCGUGUCUAACAUACAAUUAAAAUAAUACCGAGCCUUUUGUAACACGGCGAACAUUCGUUUUUCGCAUAAAAUCGAAUAAAAUCGCGUGAUGUUUUUCUUUUUUUAAACUGUAUUAUUCAAUUUGAAGAGUAAGAUCACCGAUCAUUAUUGAUUGUUAGAAGGGUUGCUAGAUAUGACAUUUUUUCUGAUCGUAAUCGUACGAAUAAAAAUUAGAUUUUAGAAGACAAAAAAAAAAGGUAUAAAUUAGAUAUAUUACAAAUAAUUAAUACGAAUAUAAUAUACUAGAUCACUUAUAUUACAAUAAAUACGUAGAUAUCGUAUUUUCUUAGAGAAGAUAAAUUUGUCUUAAUAAAAUUAAGAUAGAAUAAAAUAAUGGAGAGUUUUUAGAAUAUACAAUUUUAAUAUCUUUGCAUUUAAAUAAAAACUUAGAAAAUGAUUGAAGAUUAUGAUACGACUGUGAUCUUACUCAAAUCAAAAGUUUCGAAUAUAUAUAUAUAUAAAUGUGGCUUU